This is a messenger RNA of Histoplasma mississippiense, 1119 nucleotides long. RefSeq names its product 60S ribosomal protein L4. The record is from RefSeq and is a predicted model, not a curated record. Lineage: Eukaryota; Fungi; Ascomycota; Eurotiomycetes; Onygenales; Ajellomycetaceae. Gene Ontology annotation, cellular component: cytosolic large ribosomal subunit; ribosome. The coding region runs from base 1 to 1119 and encodes 372 amino acids. Gene Ontology annotation, biological process: translation. Gene Ontology annotation, molecular function: RNA binding; structural constituent of ribosome. The transcript is spliced from 4 exons.
AUGGCAUCUCGCCCCACCGUCACCGUCGCCAAUGCCGAAGGCAAGCCCAGCGGUGCGACCCAGCCUCUGCCCGCGGUGUUCGCGUCACCAAUCCGUCCCGACAUUGUUCAGUCGGUACAUACUGGUAUCGCGAAAAAUAAGAGACAGCCGUAUGCUGUGAGCGAGAAGGCUGGCGAACAGACUUCAGCUGAGUCUUGGGGUACUGGCCGUGCUGUCGCUCGUAUUCCCCGUGUCUCUGGAGGAGGAACGCACCGUGCUGGUCAAGCUGCAUUUGGUAACCAAUGUCGCGCCGGUCGUAUGUUCGCUCCCACUAAGGUCUGGAGAAAAUGGCACCAGAAGAUCAACCUUGGCCAGAAACGAUUCGCCACCGCUUCUGCGCUGGCCGCUUCUUCCGUCCCUGCGCUCCUCUACGCCCGUGGCCACCGUAUCUCUAACGUGCCUGAAGUUCCCCUGGUGGUUGACUCCAAGGCAUUUGAGAAUGACUCCAUCGCUAAAACCAAGGCUGCCAUCACCCUUCUCAAAAACCUCGGAGCCGGCCCAGAUCUCGUCAAGGUAGAGAAAUCUCGCAAGCUUCGUGCCGGAAAGGGAAAGAUGCGUGGACGGAGAUACCGCCAACGCCGUGGACCUCUGGUCGUCUACAACCCGGACGUCGAUGGAAAACAGCUCGUCAAAGCUUUCCGUAACAUCCCCGGCGUUGAGACCUGCCCUGUCUUCGCUCUUAAUCUCCUCCAAUUGGCCCCUGGUGGACACCUGGGUCGCUUCAUUGUCUGGACCUCCUCUGCAUUCGCUGCUCUCGACACCAUUUAUGGCUCCACCACCGUCCCAUCCGCCCUUAAGAAGGACUUCCUCCUCCCAUCCAACCUCAUCUCCAACGCUGACAUCACCCGUCUCAUCAACUCUUCCGAAGUCCAAUCCGCCCUCCGCGAGCCAAAGGGAUACGCCAGAACCAAGAGAGGUGCUGUCCAGAAGAAAAACCCCCUCCGCAACAGACAGGUCCUCCUCCGACUCAACCCAUACGCUGCAGCUUUCUCCAAAGCGAAGCUCGGCCAGCAGAGCAUCAAGUCGGGCAAACCUGAGCGGGCUGGUGAGACUUUCCAUAAGAUUCUGGCUCAGGAGUAG